AUGGCAGAGCCCUUUAAUUUUGAGAAAAAUGAAAGCAAGCUUGCACUACCCAGUUCUUUAAGAAGUCCCGGAGGACAUCCGAAUCAUCCUAAUUUCAGAUUGAAAAGUCCAGAGAGUGGAAACAAAAUAAACAGUUUUUUGCUUUGUGAACAAACCAAAUCAUAUUUGGCUAGUCAGGAAGAUAUUUCAGUAUCUUCAAGCCCUAAUGGCAUCAUUGGAGAAGUGGUUGGAUCCAAAGGAGACAGGAAGACGUUGCUCACAGGAAAUCCAGUGUUACCAUUAAAUGCUGGGAAUAUUUCACCACCCAAAAACAUAAAUGCUAAGCCUAACAAUAAUGUGCCUCCUGCAAAGUCAAAAAAAGUACACAAGUUGGUUGAGAAUUCCUUAUCUAUAAACAACCCAGCACUCUUCAACUCCCUAGGACCUCCUCUCCGGUCCACAACUUGCCAUCGCUGUGGCCUGUUUGGAUCACUGAGAUGCUCACAGUGCAAGCAGACGUACUAUUGCUCCAUAGCAUGUCAGAGGAGAGACUGGUCAUCUCACAGCAUCGUGUGCAAACCUGUGCAGCAAAAUUUCCACAAACCUGAAGACAAUAAUUCACCUUUUGAAAUAAACAACAUGGAAGUGAAAAAUGAGAAUGACUAUCCAAUUGGGAUUACUAAAGAGAUCACCCUUUGUACUGAAAAAAUCAUGUUUUCAGACCUGAGAAGUCUACAGCUCAGGAAAUCCAUGGAAAUAAAGGGUACAAUUACUGAAUUCAAGCACCCAAGUGACUUUUAUGUGCAGUUAUAUUCUUCUGAAGUUUUAGAAUACAUGAACCAGCUUUCCACCCGCUUAAAAGAAACCUAUGCCAAUCUGCUGGAGGAGGAAGAUUACAUCCCUGUGAAGGGGGAGGUCUGCGUUGCCAAGUAUACUGUGGAUCAGAGCUGGAACAGAGUCAUCAUACAGGAUGUGGAUAUGGUGCAGAAGAAGGCCCAGGUGCUGUAUAUUGAUUACGGGAAUGAAGAAGUUCUCCCAGUGAACAGAAUCCACCAACUCAACAGAAACAUGGACUUGUUUCCUCCUUGUGCCAUAAAGUGCUUUGUGGCCAACGUUGUCCCGGCUGAGGGGAAUUGGAGCAACGAUUGUAUCCAAACCAUCAAGCCGCUGCUAUUGGACCAGUACUGCUCCAUCAAGAUCGUGGACAUCUUAGGAGAGCACGUGCUUGCCUUUGCUGUAGACUUUAAGUUACCAAGUUCAGGAAAACCCUUUGACCAUGUACUUGUGGACAUGGGAUAUGGCUUGCAACCCAAGAAGCAAAGUGCUGAUCAAAAUGAUUCUGAAGAUGCUGGAAAAAUGACAGCUGAAGACAGAAUUGUUGUAGACAGCAAUGACUUAAUCCCCAAAGUGUUAACUCUGAACGUUGGGGAGGAGUUUUGUGGUGUGGUGGCCCACAUUCAGACUCCAGAAGACUUCUUUUGUCAGCAACUACAAAGUGGCCAUAAGCUUGCUGAACUUCAGACAUCCCUGUGUGAGUACUGCAGUCGAGCGUCUCCACGCUUUGAUUUUUUCCCAUCCAUUGGUGAUAUCUGUUGUGCUCAGUUCUCAGGAGUAAAGCCAUCAUUAGGAAUUUGGACUCCCGAAGCCAUUUGUCUGAUGAAGAAAAUUGUACAGAACAAAAUGAUCACAGUAAAAGUGGUGGACAAGUUGGAAAAUAGUUCUCUGGUAGAGCUGGUGGAUAAGUCUGUAAUGCCUAGCAUCAGUGUCACUAAAGUGCUCAUAGAAGCAGGCUUUGCCGUGGGAGAAAAGGAAACAGUGACAACUAAAGCCAGCAGCCUGAAAGUCGAUUGUGUUCCUUUGAGCAUCGAAUCAGCAAAUCCGUUGGAGUGGACAUGGGUUGAACUUGCUGUUGACCAAACAGCAGAUGUUGAGGUCUGUGUGAUAUAUAGUCCUGGAGAAUUCUAUUGCCAUGUGCUUAAAGAGGAUGCUUUAAGUAAACUCAAUGAUUUGAACAAAUCACUGGCGGAACAUUGCCAGCAGAAGUUGCCCAAUGAUUUUAAGGCAGAAAUGGGACAACCUUGUUGUGCUUUUUUUGCAGAUAUACAGCCUAAGAAACAAUAUUGGACGAAAGAAGCCACAGCAAGAUUUCAGAUGUGCGUCACAGGGAUAAAACUCCAAGCCAGAGUGGUGGAAAUCACUGAAAAUGGGGUGGGGCUCGAACUCACCGAUCUUUCUACUUCUUAUCCCAGAAUAAUCAGUGAUGUUCUGGCUGGUGACGAUGUGGUUUUAACAGUUAGCUCACCACUCAAAGACUUAUUACCAAGUAACACACCUGUUAAUAAAUACAAUCUUCAAGUUGUUGCCCUGGGGCCUCAAGACACCUCUGUAGCAGGGCAGUGGAAGACGAUAGAGUUGGCAGUUAAUAAAGUGGUACAAGCAAACAUCCUGGAAAUCAUCAGCCCAAACUUGUUUUAUGCUUUACCGAAUGAGAUGCCAGAAGAUCAGGAAAAACUCUGUAUGAUGACAGUUGAAUUGUUAGAAUAUUGCAAUGCUCAGAGAAGCCCACCAGCCUAUAGUCCAAGAACUGGAGAUGCGUGCUGUGCCAAAUACACAAGUGAUGAUCUCUGGUACCGGGCCAUUGUUCUGGGGACAUUGGACGAUGCGCAGGUGAAAGUGCUGUAUGCGGACUAUGGAAAUAUGGAAACUCUGCCUCUUUGCAGAAUACGGCCAAUCACCGCCAGCCUCCUGGAGCUUCCUUUCCAGAUUAUUAAAUGCUCACUCGAAGGACUGAUGGAAUUGAAUGGCAGCUGUUCUAGGUUAAUAAUAGAGCUGUUAAAAAAUUUUAUGUUGAAUCAGAAUGUCAUGAUUUCUAUCAAAGGAAUUAAUAAGAAUGUCCAUACAGUGUCUGUUGAGAAAUGUUCAGAGAAUGGUCCUGUUAACAUAGCUGAUAAGCUGGUGCACGGUCUGGCAAAAAACAUCACAUCGAAGCAGCAAGGUACUUUUAAUUUAGAGAAGAUGUGCAAGACAGAUUGCUGCUGUACCGAGUUACAGAAACAAGUUGAGAAACAUGAACAGAUUCUUCUCUUUCUCUUAAACAGUUCAACCAGUGAAAAUAAAUUUAUUCAAAUGAGAAAACUGUUAAAAAGUUAA
Messenger RNA from Chrysochloris asiatica (Cape golden mole), 3129 nucleotides. It is a transcript of the gene TDRD1, whose product is annotated as tudor domain containing 1. Lineage: Eukaryota; Metazoa; Chordata; Mammalia; Afrosoricida; Chrysochloridae. Bases 1 to 3129 code for a protein of 1042 amino acids. The record is from RefSeq and is a predicted model, not a curated record. The transcript has 22 exons.